Aspergillus tanneri is the source of this 585-nucleotide messenger RNA. RefSeq lists its product as uncharacterized. The record is from RefSeq and is a predicted model, not a curated record. The transcript is spliced from 2 exons. The coding region runs from base 1 to 585 and encodes 194 amino acids. NCBI's taxonomy places the organism in Eukaryota, Fungi, Ascomycota, Eurotiomycetes, Eurotiales, Aspergillaceae.
AUGUCUUCAGACUAUUACCAUAUACACUGUUUCGAGAAAAUUGCGAAUUUUUCCGAAGCAGACUUCCUAGAUCGAAUUCAGCCAUUGACCCGCAGCACCUGGAAGUUUCGGAGCCUUAAGGCGGAUCGUGUUCUAAGAGGCAACUACCUUGUACCCGGAGGAGUCGAACGACUCGUUCUGGAAUGGAAAGUGACUCAUGGAAAAUGGAUGGAUAAGCGCAAUGCUGUCUACGAUAAAUCGGAUCGUCUGAGUGCGGACUUUGAAGCUUUGCUAUGUAAGGCAGGGUCCGCAGAAUACCGUAAUCUGGCGAGACCGGAAGGCAUGUUAUUGAUCAAGUACAAGAAUCUCCUUACGUAUCUCGCACCGUACGAGAGUGAUGGGCCUGGCGAUUCGCAAGAGUGGAAUUUGUUUGCAAUCUACCUCGAUUCGACGCCAGAAGCCCUAGAUAAUCCUCACACUUUAAGCAUCAUGCUCCAGCGCUGGCAGAAUGACGCAGCCCUGGCUGGCAAAGAGGAACAUGAACUGGAUGAGGCUGGCAAGGAAGCCAGACGUCAGCUUGGCGAUAAGGCGGUUAGAGCCCUUUAA